GGGCAGUGGUGGACAGAGACAAGGGCAGGCGGAGCAGAGCUCUCCUGCGGGAGACAUGAGACCUUAGAGGGGCCACUGAGGGCAGCUUGUGAGCACCUUUCCUCACCGGCAGAAGUGAGGAACGAUGAAUUGGGCAGGCCUCUACACGGUGCUGAGCGGGGUGAACCGCCACUCCACUGCCAUCGGGCGCAUCUGGCUCUCUGUCAUCUUCAUCUUUCGGAUAAUGGUGCUGGUGGUGGCAGCCGAGAGCGUCUGGGGGGAUGAGAAAUCUGCCUUCACUUGCAACACCCAGCAGCCCGGCUGCAACAGCGUCUGCUAUGACCACUUCUUCCCCAUCUCCCAUAUCCGUCUGUGGGCCCUACAGCUCAUCCUUGUCACCACGCCGGCGCUCCUCGUGGCGAUGCACGUGGCCUACCAGCAGCACCAGGAGAAGAAGCUGCUGGUGCUGACAGGACACGCAGACCCCAAGCACAUGGAGGAGGUGAAGAAGCAUAAGAUGCGCAUAUCAGGCUCGCUGUGGUGGACAUAUGUCUGCAGUGUGGUCUUCAGGCUGCUCUUUGAGGCUGUGUUCAUGUACAUCUUCUACAUGCUCUACCCGGGCUACCAGAUGGUGCGUUUGGUCAAGUGCGAGGCCUACCCCUGCCCCAACACCGUUGACUGCUUCAUCUCCAGGCCCACUGAGAAGACAGUCUUCACCGUCUUCAUGCUGGUCACCUCCAGCAUCUGCAUCGUCCUCAACAUGGCAGAGCUGGUCUACCUGGUGGUGCGGGCCUGUGCCCGCCGAGGCCAGCACAACUCCAACCCGUCGUCAUCAAAGGGCUCCUUCUACGGGCACAAGCUCUCCUCUGAGUACAAGCAGAACGAGAUCAACCAGCUGCUGACGGAGCAGGAUGGCUCUCUCAAGGACAUGCUGCGCCGCAACCCUGGGCUGCAGGAGAAGGGCGACCGCUGCUCUGCCUGCUAGGGUCAGCGCUGCAGGGGCCCUGGUCCUUGUCCCCAGGCCACAGCCCCCCCAUUGCCCUGUGCUGUCCCUGUCCUAUGGAUAGCAUCCCUCAGGGGCCGGACAGCCAGGAGGGCAUCUUAGGCCAUUAAAUCUCCAUUCUCA
Messenger RNA from Chaetura pelagica (chimney swift), 1105 nucleotides. It is a transcript of the gene GJB1, whose product is annotated as gap junction protein, beta 1, 32kDa. Gene Ontology annotation, cellular component: connexin complex. Bases 125 to 964 code for a protein of 279 amino acids. The record is from RefSeq and is a predicted model, not a curated record. Lineage: Eukaryota; Metazoa; Chordata; Aves; Apodiformes; Apodidae. Gene Ontology annotation, biological process: cell communication. The transcript is spliced from 2 exons.